CUCCGACCCUCGAUUUUUAGCUAGUUUUCCUCACAGACGGUGUUCCAGCAUCCAUUUGAAAAGUGAUGCACUGCGCCAGCGCUUCCGCACUGUAGGAGGGAAGCGUUUGUCUUGCAUCUGUAUAGUAAAGUGAACCAUCCAUCCGACAAGUCAAAAGCUUGAGCUACUCGACUGUGACUUGAUUAGACGUUCACGCACAUUCACGAGCCACCCAACACAGUGACUCCCUGUUCAUAAGACUCCAGCCGUCAAUCACCGCCUACUUCCCGUCCGUUUCUGAUCUUUCUAUCACCAGUGAGCAAAAUCUGGCCCUCAGAAGGUUUGCACCCCCCAUCAGCUCGUGAUCUCUUUGUUUUUUUUGUUUUUUUUUGUGCCACCUCGUUUAUCGACUUUUGAGUCGGAUUGACGUCCACCUUGAAUAACAAUCUGCGCUCCAAGAUUCACCAGACAGCUUUUGCGAGAUAAAAACAUCCUAGUUUGAUACUUACGUGUCUACCGUCUCGUAGAGCACCAGGGUCACCAGGCUUUUGAUUGGGUACAAACUGACAUGAUUGUUCGCCCCAACGUUCAGACACUUUCGAGCUCUCGGUCCUCCUCGACUGCAACAAUGACUGACGAACGGCCACUCUGUUCAGACGCACAACAGUCAGCUACUCGAGACAUAAUUACUCCGCAUCAUCAAUUCGGGAUGGAUCGACUUUUGAGCAAUGAGAAAGAGACGCCAUCAGCACCACAAACGACGAUCGUUAAGACGACUACAUUGUGGAGACCCAUCGCUCUGGAUGCAGCAGAGUCCCCACCACCUCAGCCAACAAGCCCUCCGCUUUCCAUUCCUUCCAACGACAAGGUGUCGACGACACGAAAUUUCAGCGUCCGCUCGUUGUUGAGCGAAUCUGCCAGUUAUCGACAGGCCAAGGGAGAUGUGGUCAUCAUCGGAGAGACAUCUGGAAAUUACAAGAAUUUGGGCAACAUCAACGACAUUACGGCUCUCAAUCGCCGGAUGAACGAUGCUUUAUCGCGAAGACUCUCAUUGCUUAGCUACGGUUCUUUUCUUCCGCCGGAACUGGCUAAUAAAAAUCCAUUCAGUCCCAUUUCACCUACUGGGACAAAUUUUCUUCCGUUUGGGAUUGGACUUCCGUCGUCAGCUUCCCAGCAAACAUCGCAGCAAACGUCUGAUUCGCUCUUUAACCUCCGUCGGCUUCCGCACAACAACAGCCAACAGCAGCAACAUCCAUACCCUUUGGAAUGUUUCCAUCAGCGGGGAGGAUCCGUAUCGGGAGGAUCAGCGGGCGCUAAUAGCGGAAGCGUUGUUAACGGAUUGAACGGAUCCACCGAUUUCUCGUGCAUCAAGUGCGAGAAAAUGUUUUCGACUCCGCACGGAUUGGAAGUUCACGCCCGGCGGUCGCACAACGGCAAGAGGCCGUUCGCCUGCGACGUCUGCAACAAGACUUUCGGCCACGAGAUCAGCCUCAAUCAGCAUCGGUCCGUAUUUUGUAACCGGUCGCUGCACAAUACGGAAAAAGUCUUCGAGUGCCGACAGUGCGGCAAGACGUUCAAGCGGUCGUCGACGCUGUCGACUCACCUGCUCAUCCACUCGGACACGCGGCCGUAUCCUUGUCAGUAUUGCGGUAAAAGAUUCCACCAGAAAUCCGACAUGAAAAAGCACACCUACAUCCACACGGGUGAAAAGCCGCACAAGUGCGCGGUCUGCGGGAAAGCCUUUAGCCAAUCGUCCAACUUGAUUACCCACUCCCGGAAGCACACCGGCUACAAACCUUUCGCCUGCGACCACUGCGGACGAGCUUUCCAGCGCAAAGUUGACCUGCGGCGGCACCGCGAGAGCCAGCACGCCGAGCUCUAUCCAGCGACGACGGUUGUAGCCACAUCUUCCCACCAGCAUACGACCGCCUCGUCCAAUAACUCAUCGACAUCGUCGGUCGUAACUACUGCCACGGCUGUGGUUACAACCACUACGUCGAGCGCUUCUGCUGCGCUCCAUCAAAAUCAUCAACAGUCUGAUCGACAUCAUCAUCGUGGUCAUUCUACUGUGGCAGCGUCGACGCCAUCGGCCUCUGUCGUGGCCGCUGCCUUGGCCCAUUUCAACAGCUUCCAUUCGUCCUCGAAUAAAGAUCACUUGAGAGCGUUGAUAAACAGCAGUGAAGUCAAAAUGGCGGCUGCGGCCGCAGCAGCCGCCGGACUGCCGAACUUCCUCGCCAAUCAUUCUGCGUUUAUUGGCCAACAACAGGAUUUCAUGGCUAAGCAUCAUUUGCUGCAAGUGAAUCAAUCGGCUUGAAUUCCAAUAUCUUUUAUUGGGAUCGCAAGUCGCACUCCAGUUUUGUGGUAUUGACUCUUUUUUUCUUUUCGUUUAAAUUACGUCUGCGUUACGUUUUUUUAAUUGCCAGAUGAAAAGAUGAAAUGACGUCAGUUUUUAAUGAUGUGUUAAGUCCGAUAUUUGUUAGCGUGUAAUAUAAUUUCGUAGCUUUUCAAGGGUGUGAAUAUUUUUCUCGUCUCCUAUGCACUCUUUUCCAUCUCUCGCAUAAUUCGCAUAAUGUCACGUAGCAUACUUUGAUUGCACCAAACGUUAGCCAGCAGUGAUUGUCUAGCGCUAAAAAAAAAUUUAAUAUUUGUGGUUUCGUUGUUAAAAUUUUUCAUU
This is a messenger RNA of Daphnia carinata, 2653 nucleotides long. RefSeq names its product fez family zinc finger protein 1-like. The record is from RefSeq and is a predicted model, not a curated record. The transcript has 5 exons. Lineage: Eukaryota; Metazoa; Arthropoda; Branchiopoda; Diplostraca; Daphniidae. Gene Ontology annotation, biological process: regulation of transcription by RNA polymerase II. Gene Ontology annotation, molecular function: RNA polymerase II cis-regulatory region sequence-specific DNA binding; DNA-binding transcription factor activity, RNA polymerase II-specific. The coding region runs from base 548 to 2293 and encodes 581 amino acids.